Messenger RNA from Oncorhynchus mykiss (rainbow trout), 787 nucleotides. RefSeq names its product neoverrucotoxin subunit beta-like. The record is from RefSeq and is a predicted model, not a curated record. NCBI's taxonomy places the organism in Eukaryota, Metazoa, Chordata, Actinopteri, Salmoniformes, Salmonidae.
GGAUGACAGUACAAUAGCCUUCAUGCGUCAGUCUCUACCUCGGCCUCACACAGAGGUGAAGUGUAUUGAAGGAGACUCCUUACAGGACAGAUUCAGGGCUCCAGAUGUGACCACUCCUCUCAGAGCCAGUGUCCUGUCUGGACUGGUGGAGGUUGGAGGUGCUGCUGGAUACCUGAACUAUCCUGUUCAGUCCACACUGCAGGACCGGGUCACUCUACAGUACAGAACCACUACCAGACUGGACAUGCUCAGUCACAGGGUGCUUCAGGAGGAGACAGUCAGAACACAACGAAAGGCAACUCAUGUGGUCAUGGCUGUUCUCUAUGGAGCGCAAGCAUUCUUUAUCUUUGACAGCAAACACAUCAACAGACAAAGGAAUGCAAGACGAGAGAAAACCAAGAUGCUAGAUGUAAUUAAGAAGAUGUUCAACACCUUCAAUUCAGAAGAUAUAUUCUCAAGUUUGACAGACUCCGAGAAAGUAAACAGUUUGUUGUAUCAAUGCACCUUACACAGUGACGUAAACCCUACAACCACAAUGGAUUAUCACACAGCAGUAGAGGUGUACCAGUCCCUGCCAAAGCAUCUGGGGCAGCGAGGAGAGAAAGCAGUGCCUGUUCGUGUCUGGCUGUACCCUCUGACGAAUCUGGACCAUGCAGCGGCUUGUGUUGCAUUUGAGAUCAGUGAAGACCUGCUGCUCAGAGCUGAGAAUGUUCUGGAACACCUGAGACGGGUCACAAUGAGGUGCCAGGACACGAUGUCAGACCACACCAAUGCCUAUGUGAUUUAA